CGGUUUCACACCAGUCGAGCAGUUGCUGGACCCUACGGCCCGGAAGGAACAUGGAGGACGACCCGGGCGAGAUGGAGGCCAUUGCCCUCCAGUCGCAGAUCACGGAGCUCAACCGGCUCCUUUUUACGACGUCCGACGAGCACAAGCGCCGGGCGCUCGAACAGCAAAUCGCCGUGCUCGAAGAUGACCAGAUCACGCUGCGCAAGGCGAUCCAGGACGAGCGAGAAACCCGCGCCGCCGCGCGCUUUACGACUGUCCGACCCGCGAGUGCGCGGCCACGGCGCACGACGCUCAAGCCCGUCCAAGAGGACAAUGAAGUGCCGGCGUCGCAGCUCACGGCUGAGCUCGCGCGGCGCCACUUUAUCAACGUCAUCCACCUCAAGACGGAGCUCGUGCGCGACGUCGUGACGCCGUCGCACAACGCCAAGUACCCGCCAACCGCCAUCUUGGAGGGCAGCACCAAGAGUUUCUGGAUGAGCUCGGGCAUGUACCCGCAGCUGCUGCAGCUCACGAUGCGCGAGACCGUGUACAUUGCGAGCAUUGAAGUCACGAGCGCGUUUGUCAAAGAGAUGUGCGUGCACUGCACCCACAGUCGGUCCGUGGUCAACCCGGACCCGAUCACGGUGACGCUGCCGCCGCCCGCCGACUACCACGGCGAGGUCGAGCGCGUGUCGCACAAAUUCAAGUUUGAGGGCGACGCGAUCGAAGCCAUUGACAUUCGAAUACUCAGCGGCUACGAAGCCUUUUGCUUUGUGCACGUUGUCAAAGUCAAGAUCGACGACAACGUCGAGCGAAAAAACAGCUCGUAGCACCCAACGGUAUAGUAGAGUAGUAGAUACGCCCAUGUCGUCAUAUAGAUCUAACACAAAUUCGACGAGCUAUGGUCCUCAA
Saprolegnia diclina VS20 is the source of this 891-nucleotide messenger RNA. RefSeq lists its product as hypothetical. Bases 51 to 809 code for a protein of 252 amino acids. Lineage: Eukaryota; Oomycota; Saprolegniomycetes; Saprolegniales; Saprolegniaceae. The transcript is spliced from 4 exons. The record is from RefSeq and is a predicted model, not a curated record.